Messenger RNA from Solanum verrucosum, 330 nucleotides. RefSeq lists its product as uncharacterized. Bases 1 to 330 code for a protein of 109 amino acids. NCBI's taxonomy places the organism in Eukaryota, Viridiplantae, Streptophyta, Magnoliopsida, Solanales, Solanaceae. The transcript is spliced from 2 exons. The record is from RefSeq and is a predicted model, not a curated record.
AUGAAAUCAUAUACAAUUUUGUGUUGUUUUUGCCGAAAGAAAAAGAAGAGCCACCCAGUGACUCGGAAUAUGACAGGUGGUUCUCCGGCUAUUCCUCCGCCGCCGAAGCCUUUACAGGCGAAUCGCGAUGUUGAAAAGGGCGAAAUUAAACCCAAGGAUAACUCAGCAAUGAGAGAUGGCGGAAUGGUUAUUCUAGGUGCUGCUGCUGCAACAGUUGUCACCGCGGCUGUUAUUGAUAGUGGUGGAUGUGGAGGUGGUGGUGGAGGCGGUGGAUGUGGAGGCGGAGGAUGUGGUGGCGGAGGAUGUGGUGGUGGUGGAUGUGGAGGUUAA